AUGAUUUCACGCCUUUUCGGUCGUCGAUCUUCCCAGGCACCAAGCAGUUCGGCCGCAGUGCCCCCUCCGCCACCGCCGCCCCUCGGAGGUGCGCAAACGCACGAAGAGCAUCAGAUGGUGCGGGCCUUCGGACCCGCCCCGCCCCAGCCCUUGUUUCCGUGGCAGUUCCACGCCAACGCCGCCAAGCUGGUUGAAGUGCGCCAGCGCCGACGCGACCAGGCCGAGGAAGCGAAACGGAAGCGCCGGGAGGAAGCAGCCAAGGCAGGACAACCCCUGCCGGCAGAGGAAGUUGAUGUGCUGCAUCCGGCAAGCAUACCGCCAGAGGACGGGACGUGCCUCCUCGACUUGCUUCCACGAGAGAUCCUCUUGUACAUACUGCAGGACGUUGGGGAGGAAACGUUGGCCGCCGAUUGUCCUCUCGUGAGCCAGCAGUUCAACGACUUGGCCCACGACGAGCAACUGUGGAAGCACCGCUUCUUGGUCGACAUUGGACGCCAGCCGCCCAACUUCCAGCCACCCAGCAAAUACAGUAACGCCAAGUGGCACCGGCAGCCGGUGACGUCGAAGGAAGAGUACUACCACAAGGUGUGGAAGUGGUACGAGAACUACGGAGGGUCAAUCUAUGAAAUGAGACAGGUCAGGUUCCCGGUAAGAGUACAGGACUGGCUCGGCGCCAGCCCACACGCCAACAGUCGCCUGGCGCUUCUGGGUGCCAUCGCCGCCUUCGAUCGUCGUCAGCUGCGCCGCGUACGCACCAUCGACAAGAGCGCGCCAAGGCUAGGGUAUUAA
Molecule: messenger RNA, 789 nt
Organism: Acanthamoeba castellanii str. Neff
Lineage: Eukaryota; Discosea; Longamoebia; Acanthamoebidae
Product: Fbox domain containing protein
Exons: 4
Coding region: 1-789 (262 amino acids)
Molecular function (GO): protein binding
Source: RefSeq, a predicted model, not a curated record